ACAGCCCCCGCAGCCUCCUCGCGCCGGGUCUCGCGGUCUCAGCUCCAGCCUCCUCCUCCGUGCCGUCGCCGCCGCCCCAGCCGCCCGCUUCGUGGGUCGGUCCCUCCGGCACACGGGCUCCAGCCGCGCCGCAGCCGCCCUCCUAGCCCUUCAGGCCGCCCCGGUCUCCUCCUCCGGCCCGAACCAGCCUGCGAAGAUGGUGGACCGCGAGCAACUGGUGCAGAAAGCCCGGCUGGCCGAGCAGGCGGAGCGCUACGACGACAUGGCCGCGGCCAUGAAGAACGUGACCGAGCUGAAUGAGCCACUGUCCAAUGAGGAACGCAACCUUCUGUCUGUGGCUUACAAGAAUGUUGUUGGGGCACGCCGUUCUUCCUGGAGGGUCAUCAGCAGCAUCGAGCAGAAGACAUCUGCAGAUGGCAAUGAGAAGAAGAUAGAGAUGGUUCGUGCUUACCGUGAAAAAAUAGAGAAGGAGUUGGAAGCAGUGUGUCAGGAUGUGCUGAGCCUGCUGGAUAACUACCUGAUCAAGAAUUGCAGUGAGACCCAGUAUGAGAGUAAAGUGUUUUACCUGAAGAUGAAAGGGGACUAUUACCGUUACCUGGCUGAAGUGGCCACUGGAGAGAAAAGGGCAACUGUCGUGGAGUCCUCUGAGAAGGCCUACAGUGAAGCCCAUGAGAUCAGCAAGGAGCACAUGCAGCCCACUCACCCCAUUAGAUUAGGCCUGGCUCUUAACUACUCCGUUUUCUACUACGAGAUCCAGAAUGCGCCUGAGCAAGCAUGCCACUUGGCCAAGACCGCUUUCGAUGACGCCAUUGCUGAGCUCGACACUCUCAACGAGGACUCCUACAAGGACUCCACUCUCAUCAUGCAGCUCCUCCGCGACAACCUAACGCUCUGGACAAGCGAUCAGCAAGACGACGAUGGUGGAGAAGGCAACAAUUAAGGCCCCCAGGUGGACUGGCAGCGCACGCUGAUGCUACUACUGCAGUCUUUAUUUUUUUCCCAUGAGUUGGGGGUCGGGUGGGGGAGGGAAAGGGAGGGGUGACCUUCCCAGGGAGAAACCCACGACCUGUCCUGUCUUUGAUUGCCUCUUUGACAUUUUUGCCAAAAUACCACUAGUGGAAAGUCAGGCUAGUUGUGCUGGUAUUGGAAUAGCAGCCUCACACUGGCAUAUGGACUGUUCUGUAGAUUAAUGCAAGUGGAGCUGUCUGUCUUUAAUUUAACUUAUUGCUAGGUAAUAGGGUUUUAAGGCAAAAAGAAAACUGAAAUGGAAUGGCCCUCAUUCAGUAAGUUCUGUGGUUCCAGUAAGGACUUUUAUGUACAUAUGCUCUUGUCUUAAGUUUUGGGUACUUUCUAGCUCAUCUGUUUUAGCUGUGCAUUUUUUUCAGGGUGUACUCUACCACACAUGGAAUAGUUUAAUCCCAGGCUGACAGACUUAGAACAUAAGGUAUAUUCAUCCUUAUGGUUUAGGCCUGGCCGGUUUUCUGAAGUCUCUGAUUAGUUGACAGUAUUAACACUAAAUUGCAGUUUACAGUAUUUCUACAUUACAGCCAUAUGUAACAUCAAGCCAUUGAUUGUGUAUUUUUAUUUGCUAGUUAUUUUGGCUUUACAUCCUUAUUCAGCCUUAUCCAGGUUGGUUUUAGUUUGUCUGUCUCCUGGGCUAACAGACUUGCCUGGGGAGAAUCAGAGCUACUUUAGGUUUUGGUUAAUAGGUGCUUGGCAGGUGGCUGUGGGAUUUUUGUUCUUCUUUCCUCUUAACUUAAAUCCACCACAAAAAUUAUUAGUCAUUUUAAUAGAAAGGUUAAACACCACAAAAAUAGACAAAAUUCAGGUCUGUAUGUCAUUUAUCGUGUUGGUAUUUUCAGAGCAUAUCCUGCUUUUGAAACUGCCAUGGCUCCUUCCUCAGGGACCCCACCACCGCUCACUCUUUGCUUGAGUCUUCCCCACUGUACCUGUGCUGACGGCACGUACCUGGGUCGAGAAGCGGCUGGACUGUGCAAGCUGGUGGCUAUUUUGAGAAAGUUUGUGGUGCAGUGUGUGAAAAUUCAGGUGCUGGAAGCUUACUGGUGGGAAAAUACAAAAGGAAGAGCUGUAUUCAUAAACAUUCUGUCAAAUUCCGGGAGCCUCCUUCCCAAAGUAAUUGUUGUAGGAAGAUAAACUAAAAUCAUUACCCAGGUAGUAUAUACUUAACUCUGUAUUUUCUUUUUAAUGAAAGCAUUGAAGUUGAAGAUUCACUUCUCUCUUGUGUAAUCAAGGCACAUUUUGGAAUUGAAGGAAACUAUAUUGCUAUUUCCAUAAAUUUGUUGUUAGCCCUAGGUCCCUCACUCUCAUUUUGGAUAAGUCUCUGUAAACAUUACCUGUUGCAUGUGUGUUCAGUAUAUUUUAUAAAAUCAGUAACAGCGUGAACUCUCGAGAUGGGUAAUGACACCAAACUAGUUUUGUUUGUUUCUUUGUUUUAUUUAGGCAGGAAGAGGUGUGAAUAAUAAUUGAGGAAAAACUAACAGAUGCUUUUGUUAAUACCAAAAUUGAGCCUACAAUUACAAAUGAAUAUGUUUAACAGGAUACAGGUGACAGUGAAGAUAGAACAAUGAGGAUGACCAUAGAAUAAAUAUACUCUAUAACAUUGCUGUUUACCCAGCAUGACUUUCCUUAGAAGGCCCCCUUCUUAUGUUAGAGUGGAAAUCCUAAUAAAUUGAAGCCUACCAGAAGAACUAA
Messenger RNA from Galeopterus variegatus (Sunda flying lemur), 2712 nucleotides. RefSeq names its product tyrosine 3-monooxygenase/tryptophan 5-monooxygenase activation protein, gamma (gene YWHAG). NCBI's taxonomy places the organism in Eukaryota, Metazoa, Chordata, Mammalia, Dermoptera, Cynocephalidae. The transcript has 2 exons. Gene Ontology annotation, molecular function: protein kinase C binding. The record is from RefSeq and is a predicted model, not a curated record. The coding region runs from base 197 to 940 and encodes 247 amino acids. Gene Ontology annotation, biological process: signal transduction. Gene Ontology annotation, cellular component: cytoplasm.